Molecule: messenger RNA, 862 nt
Organism: Odontomachus brunneus
Lineage: Eukaryota; Metazoa; Arthropoda; Insecta; Hymenoptera; Formicidae
Exons: 2
Coding region: 338-700 (120 amino acids)
Source: RefSeq, a predicted model, not a curated record
CACGCGCUCUUGACAUCAAUCAGUUUGACAACUUCUUCCCGCCGAAAACGCGAGGUACAGGUGUAGCGUUGUCGUGGCGUUCGGUAGAUUCGCGAAGUGACGCUCCCCUCGCGUCGCGUGCGAGUUCGCGCUUGUAAAAUUCGUCGAACGUGCAAUCGGCACGUCGAUGCCACUUGCAUCAUAGCUCACCGUGUGUCUUCGUCGUUUCUUAUCUAAUCAAACCCACUCGUCUUGUCGUUCGCUUUUAUCCAUCCAGUCCAGCUCUUGAUCCGAAUCCAUACGGAUCUCCGCAUAUACGUAAGAAGUUUCCGUGCCCGCAUCUGCGCCUCUGUUCGAUAUGGACGACAAUUUUAUGGACACGUUGGAGGAGAACGAGGGGCUGUCGGAGGAUGUGAAGGAAAAAUUGUCGAGCAUGUUCGAAAAGUACCAGCAGCUGUCCGAUGAAGAAAAGGAGAAGUUUCAUAAGGGCGCUUACGACGUACUGACCAAGUCUGUUAAUGAAUUAACUAACAAUUCAAUUUUGCCCACGUGGCUCGUCCCGUACCAAUCUUACAUCCUAUUUAUCUUCGCGAUGUCGAUUGUGGCCUUUCUACUAGUUAUUGUUGUUCGCAAAUUGUACAGUAGUACCAAGGAACGAGAGAAUCGCAAAGAGGCGAAGAGACGACUCAAGGAACAAAAGGCAAAAAAGAAAAGGAACUGACAUUUUGCACGAGUCAAGAAACACGAUCAUUUAUGCACUCUAAUGAAAAAAAAGAUCUUUGUUAAUGAAACCCAACAAAUUUUUAUAAUAAAUUCAAGUAUGAUGUCUACUGCCGUGUUCAUAAAUAAAUUUUUAUAUGUCCAGCGCACUGAAAAAUUAAAA